CACCCGUCUGAGGCUCCAAGGAGCUGGUAAAACACAACCUGGAGCCAACAGAGAAGGAGAACUUGCGGCUGGCGCUGGAUGCCAUGCAGGUGGGGCUGGCUCAGUGUCUCCCGAGCCCUGAAAGCUUUUGGGAUGAUCGUGAAGGAUUCUAAGUGAGGCUGAAAUUUUCCACAGAGUGGAAAUUCUGAAAAAAACCGCAAUUGAUUUGGAAACAUCUCAAUGACUCGAGGGCUUGUGGAGACAUGGAAAUGGACCAAGGGCUGCCCAAAAUGAAAUGUGCCAGGGGUUUUAUGGGCUGCCCCUGCCAGCCACGGCAUUUGGCCAGUCGCUGCAACUCAGCAUGGGGGACAUCGUGGAGCUGUGGAGACACGUUGCAUGUCAUUUCCUGCGUGUACACUCCCUCUGAUUCCCACCACCCCAUAACUACAUCACUAGACCCAUUGCCGGAGGGUGAACCACAUACAGCGUAGAAAUCAAACACAUCAAGACCCUAAGGUCAGAGACCUUGUAAUGCAUCACAGAGAAGAAGGCAUUCAAAGGACUCAAAGUAACGAUUGCGCCAAUCUCUCACCCACUGACUCAACUUCAGCUUCACUGCAAGAUCUCCCGCCACUCCCCCUAGCGUAAGAUCGGGCACUUGGAUCACAGCAAGACAGUGUGGUAUAGUUGCUAGAGCAGGACAGGCUAGCCGCCAGGACUUGGGCUCUGUUCUCAGCUCCAAAGGGGGGUGAGCUUGGAGGAGAUUGCUGGUAGUCAGGACUCCUGGGUUCCAUUUCUGGCUGGAGGGGCUGUGGAGAUGGGGGAGAGGGGUUUAGUAGUUACUGUCUCUGGGAUUCAAAUGAAGACACAGGGAUGAGAUGUAGCCCCCUUCUCCAUACUGGGCAACACCCGCUCAGGCUGUCAUGUUCCAAGCUGGGGCGGGUUUCUCAUCCAUCUUCGCUCCAGGACAGAAGAGCUCCACACCCUCAGGACUUCUCACUGCUUCCUGUCUAGGUGGCGUUUUAUCAGCAGAACUCCCUGAAAGACUGCUUCAAAACCCUUGACACCAUACUGCAGCUCCCCUUCAAGGAGCCUGAGCAGAGGACCAUCCCCAGACCUCCUGGUAGGGUGCUCAGGGGGUCUGUUUUGAUGGGGGCAGGGAGACCUUGAGAGCCCCCUGGCAUUGCAGGAUCUCAGCCCCUGGGCGCUUGGAAUGACUGAGCAUGUGCAGCAUGGAAAUUUCCCCCAAAAUAUUUUUCUUGAGGGACAGUGGCUUUUCAACCCCAAGUUUGGCCCCUGUUCUAGUUUUUGUCAAAUGUUCAUAGUUCAGUGGGGUUUUCAACAAAAAUGAGAAAAUUUGGACAAAUCCAGGAAAACUCUUAUGAGGCCACUUCUCCUUUCUCAGCUGGAAUUGUUCAUCCGGGCCAGAUGUGCCCAUAAAGGGCUGGGGCAGCACUGGGUGGUCAGGGCUGUAGCCAGGCUGUAGGAGCCUUUUAAAACCCAGCACCCCAGUGUGACCUCGGCUCUGUGCUGGAUCUGACAAAGGCUCCUCUGGAAAGAAGGUUUGGGGGGAGCGGGGUCGGAUUUUCUGGGCUGCAUCUUUGGUGCUGAUGGGAGAUGUCGCCGUAUGGGGGAGCAUGCGGCUGUGGCCUCCAGCUGCGGUUCCCUCCACCCUGGUCCCAGCUGGUAUGUGAAUUCUACCCUGGUAGGCUUGGGCAGUUAACUCUUUGUGGCCCAAGCCCAUGGAAUGCCAGGUGGGGAGAGCCAAUCCUUCACCUUGCAGUCACUGCUUUCCACCAUGUGGGGGAUGACGAGCACUUCUCGGGGCCACUCACUUUCCGGAAUCCCACCAGAGGGUGGAUGUUCAUUGGAGGGUGUCCAGUCCCAGCCCAGCUGUGUUUAGUGUGGGCCUUUCCUCGUGCAGCAGGAGGGCUGAAGUACUUUGGGUCAGCGAAGGCAUGCUACAGUUUUUGCCCACAGGACUGGACAGAGCUGACACUCAAGGAAGGCAACAUCAUAAAGAUCCCGAGCAAGAAGGGGCGGUAGGGCUGGUAUAAAGGGGAGAUCUGUGGCUGGGAGCUGAGGAAGACAUGUUGUGGAUUUCAUUUGUGGAAGCGCAUAUGGCUCCAGAGCCCAAAGGUCGAAGCACACAUGCGGUUACAGAUUGGGCAUGGGAUGCUGGUUGUCAGGACAGGCGAGAACGCAGUGCUAUGUCGUCUUUCACGUGCAGCUGUGAGGCGUUGGCGGCGGUCGUCCUCAAACUUAGUCUCCCAGGCUGCUAUUUGGGGACACUGAUAGGAUAAUAAAUAUGUAUUAGAUGUUUAGAGAUCACCCUGGGCAGAAGGAACAGGUCUGUUGCAAGAGGAACAGCACUGAGCUGAAACACCAUAAUAAAGAAGCAGCAGAAAAAACUGUGUCACUCAGCAAACUUCCUCUGCUAAAUGAGAACAGGAUAAAGUCAGUGCAGUUUCCUUGCCUGGCAGGAGAAGGCAGCAGCCACGAUGAGGAUGCGGUUUAUCACCCCCCUUGUAGGAUUUUGCUGGUUCAUCUGCUUCAAGGAGACUCAUUUCUCCAGUGCUGACAAAGCGUGUGAAAAGUCGACCAUCUGUCCUAGUUAUGCAAUCUGUGAAGUCAUCUCUGGGGGCUAUCGCUGUGCCUGCAAACGUGGGUCUGUGUCUAGCACUGGGGAGCGGUAUUUCACUGAUAAAAGUGUGACGUGCCAGGAUAUCGAUGAAUGUGCCCAGGACCCUACACGCUGCGGCCCGAAUGCCUCCUGCAGUAACACUGACAAAAGUUUUGUCUGUGAGUGUGUGUCUGGCUACAGGUCUUCCAGAAGAGUCUCAGGGAAGCGUGGCAUCGCCCCUCUGGACUGCUCAGAUAUUGACGAAUGUUCCCAGGACCCAUCGCCCUGUGGCCCCAACUCCAUCUGCAUCAACAUGCCAGGCAGUUACACCUGCACAUGCCAACCAGGCUACCUCCCACCCAGCCAGCUUGACUCUCCCUUUAGCUGCACAGAUAUUGACGAAUGUUCCCGAGACCCAUCGCCCUGUGGCCCCAACUCCAUCUGCACCAACACACCGGGCAGUUACACCUGCACGUGCCGAGAAGGCUACUUCCCUCCUAGCCUGUCUGGUGCCCCCUUCAGCUGCAAAGAUAUUGACGAAUGUUCCCAGGACCCAUCGCCCUGUGGCCCCAACUCCAUCUGCAUCAACAUGCCAGGCAGUUACACCUGCACAUGCCAACCAGGCUACCUCCCACCCAGCCAGCUUGACUCUCCCUUUAGCUGCACAGAUAUUGACGAAUGUUCCCGAGACCCAUCGCCCUGUGGCCCCAACUCCAUCUGCACCAACACACCGGGCAGUUACACCUGCACGUGCCGAGAAGGCUACUUCCCUCCUAGCCUGUCUGGUGCCCCCUUCAGCUGCAAAGUUACUAGAUGGAAGAGUCUGCAGGCCCCAGACAGCAGUGGGAGCCUGCAGGAAGAGUGA
Pelodiscus sinensis (Chinese soft-shelled turtle) is the source of this 3467-nucleotide messenger RNA. Lineage: Eukaryota; Metazoa; Chordata; Testudines; Trionychidae. The record is from RefSeq and is a predicted model, not a curated record.